Molecule: messenger RNA, 468 nt
Organism: Durusdinium trenchii
Lineage: Eukaryota; Dinophyceae; Suessiales; Symbiodiniaceae
Source: the annotation of a GenBank genome assembly
AUGGGAAGCGACAUGGGAGAGAUGAUGAGUGGGGCCAUUGCUUUUCAAUUCUCCAUGGACAAGGAAGAGUAUGGCUUGACCUUGUCCCCCAACUUCCUGGCCAACCAGACGAAGUUGUACCUGCUGGACAACUACUUUGCACUUCAGAAGGUCUUCAAAAAGUACGAUGUGAACCCUGAUUGGAACGCUCCGGCGUCCGAAGUCCUGAAGUGCGGCUUCGUCCCCUCGGAUGUGCACAAGAUGGAGUUCAAGCACCCGAGGCCCAAAUGCCCUGCGGAGUCGGUGUGGCUCCACAUUAUGAAGAAGCAUCGUACAGACACCAUCUCCAACUGGACUCUGAUUCCACCCACGCCAAAUGCGAGCCUCACUGGCCUUUGGAAUGUUGGCAAGGCUGAAUGUCCCUCUGGUGCAGUGAAAGCUUCAGUGUUGGAGAACAACUGCUGUCACUUUGAGCAUCUUGGACUCUGA